GCUGGAAUAAGUUGGUGUGACAGGCAGGAGCUUAAAUACCAGCCCCUGAGGAAGCUGAGCUGGUCUGUAAUCAUAGGGCGGUAGCAGCAGCCGCAGCAGCAGAGGUAGUCUGAGGUGGUGGAGGAGCGGGAGCACCAUGAACACACAGGUGUUUUCUGAGGAGUAAUUAGAUAGCUGUGAAGGAGAAAAUACACCUUUGAGUUCCUACCUGUGAAUACAAUAGCGCUGAAAGAGACAGUCUGAAAGCAGAGAGGAAGAGGUUUGGUCAGUCCCACCAAGAGACACAAAGUUGAAAGUUUGGGGUUUUUAUUUUUAUUUUUUUUUCCUCCAUUUCAUUUUUCCUGUGUGUCACUACAAUGGUCAGAAAGCCUGUCGUGUCCACCAUCUCCAGUGGAGGUUACCUGCAGGGGAAUGUUAAUGGGAAGCUGCCUUCCUUGGGUGGCAAGGAGCUCCCUGGGGAGGAGAAAGUGGUGCUGAAGAAGAAAAUCACUUUGCUGAGGGGCAUCUCCAUCAUCAUUGGCACCAUCAUUGGAGCAGGAAUCUUCAUCUCUCCCAAGGGCGUGCUCCAGAACACGGGCAGCGUGGGCAUGUCUCUGAUUAUCUGGACAGUCUGUGGGGUCCUGUCACUAUUUGGAGCCUUGUCCUAUGCUGAGUUGGGAACAAGUAUAAAGAAAUCUGGUGGUCAUUAUACAUACAUCCUGGAGGUCUUUGGCCCAUUACCAGCUUUUGUACGAGUCUGGGUAGAACUGCUCAUAAUACGCCCUGCAGCCACUGCUGUGAUUUCUCUGGCCUUUGGACGCUACAUUCUGGAACCCUUUUUUAUUCAAUGUGAAAUUCCUGAACUUGCAAUCAAGCUCAUUACAGCUGUGGGCAUAACUGUAGUGAUGGUCCUAAACAGCAUGAGUGUCAGCUGGAGUGCCCGGAUUCAGAUUUUCCUAACCUUUUGCAAGCUCACAGCAAUUCUGAUAAUUAUAGUCCCUGGAGUUAUGCAGCUAAUUAAAGGGCAAACACAUCACUUUAAAGAUGCCUUCUCAGGAAGAGACGCGAGUAUUAUGGGGUUGCCACUGGCUUUUUAUUAUGGGAUGUAUGCAUACGCUGGCUGGUUUUAUCUCAAUUUUGUUACUGAAGAAGUGGAAAAUCCUGAAAAAAACAUCCCCCUUGCCAUAUGUAUAUCCAUGGCCAUCGUCACCGUUGGCUAUGUGCUAACAAAUGUGGCCUACUUUACGACCAUUAGUGCCGAGGAGCUGUUGCUUUCCAAUGCAGUGGCGGUGACCUUUUCUGAGCGGCUACUGGGAAAUUUCUCAUUAGCAGUUCCGAUCUUUGUUGCCCUCUCCUGCUUUGGCUCCAUGAAUGGUGGUGUGUUUGCUGUCUCCAGGUUAUUCUAUGUUGCGUCUCGAGAGGGUCACCUUCCAGAAAUCCUCUCCAUGAUUCAUGUCCGCAAGCAUACUCCUCUGCCAGCUGUUAUUGUUUUGCACCCUUUGACGAUGAUAAUGCUCUUCUCUGGGGACCUCUACAGUCUUCUGAAUUUCCUCAGUUUUGCCAGGUGGCUUUUUAUUGGGCUGGCGGUUGCUGGGCUGAUUUAUCUUCGAUACAAACGCCCAGAUAUGCAUCGUCCUUUCAAGGUGCCGCUGUUCAUCCCAGCUUUGUUUUCCUUCACGUGUCUCUUCAUGGUUGCCCUUUCCCUGUAUUCGGACCCAUUUAGUACAGGAAUUGGCUUCAUCAUUACUCUGACUGGGGUUCCUGCAUACUAUCUCUUUAUUAUAUGGGACAAGAAACCCAAGUGGUUUAGAAGAAUGUCAGAUGGAAUAACAAGAACAUUGCAAAUAAUACUGGAAGUUGUACCAGAAGAAGAUUGUCGUAAAUUAUGAAUUAAUGCAUCUGAAAUAUUGGCAAUCUAUUCUUGGCCUUGUGUCUGCCCAGAGGGCUGAAACAAAAUGUGCAUCUUCAGGCAUUUUAUGAAAAUCCAGAGGAUUGCAAAUUUGGUGAUGGACUAAAGGAAUCAGUUGUUGCUAUUCAUAUCUUUUAAUGUGUUUAAGCUGGUUUCUAAGAAAUUUAGUUAUAACUCCAGGUAGUUACUGAAAUCAGAUGUGUUAUGCAAGUAUUCAAUGAGUUCACAUGAUUUUGGAAGUUCUGAUACCUACAUGAAGUGAGAGGAAAAAGACUACCGAGUGAACAAUUCCUUUAGUGAUCUUUAUAACAUAUCUCAUCAUGAACACUGAGAUGUUUUCUGUGUAUAUGGCUUUUAUAGAAAUAAUUUUUAUACACUGUAGAUGACUAUACUGUGAAAAGUGUUUUCUGCUCUUCUGGGGGGAAAAUUGUACAUCAUCAUUCUGAACUGAGGAAAGAAAGAAAUACAUUUUAUGUUGGCAUUGCAUUGCUUCCUCUUAGACACCAACUUAGAUAUCACUCAUCUUUUACUGCAUUACACCUAGAGCAUUCUGAACAAAUGACAGAGAGAAAAUGCCUAAUUUUAAUGAAUACAUUAAAGAAGAGCUUCCAGGGGCUAUUGUUCAUGAGAAAAAUCCAGGAAUUUUGUAUAAAAAUUCCGAUAAUUGAUUAUGUUAAGAUUUUUUUUUUUCUCUUUAUCAGGAAAACCCACUUUGUUUUCAUGGCAGCCUACUUGAUCAUGAAAGAAUGUAACAUCUUUCUUAGAGAAAGCAAUAGUCAAUUUGUUAUUAAAGCCUCUUAAGCACAAUCAUUUGUUUCCCUAAUAACUUACCCCUUGAUAAUAUAGCUAAAUAUAUGCAUUUUUAAAUCUUCAAAUUACAAUUUCCUUAUAAGACAGAAAUCAACAAGAAAGAGAAUACCCAAAAUAUUAUGCCCAACCCUAUAAUCAUAUCUAUUUGCAGUGUUAGUGAUUAUGAACAGUUUUUAAUCUCAUAGCUAUUUUUACAUGGUAAUAAAUUUUGACAGUUUGUACAUUUCCUUUAUAUAUUUUAUAUUCUGUUAAAAUAGCUCUUCGGAUGAAACUGUCCAGAUUAAUUAGGAAAAGGCAUAUAUUUACAUAAAAAUUGAGGAAGAAAUGUCACUGCUAAAUAAGAUUUACAACUGAUGUUUCUAAAAAUUUUCCACUUCUUUAUCUUAACUUUGUCAGUUAUUUCCUCACCUUAAUUAUCAUUCAGCUUGCAAAAGAGAUAACUGAUAACAAAUUCACUAAAAGUAGGAGAAAUGUGUGUAUGUAUUCGACAGGUGUUUUUAUGCUAUGUUUAGAAAAUAUUGUGGAAUUUUCAAAUAGGGUAAUAUAAUGAUGGAAUGUGUAAACCAUUAUUUACAUACAUCUAAGAUCAAAUAGUCAUCCCAGAGUAUGUUUCAUCCUCUAAUUUUAAAAGUAACAAUUUUUGAAAGAACUACACUGAUUAAAAUCAUUGAGCUGAUACAGAGUUCAUAGAAAAUUGACCAAAGCAGAAAUGAUGAUUUAUAAUUUGAGGCAAUUCCAAGUCACCAAUUUCAGUUUUUGCUCUUGAUAACAUUUAAUACACAUCCAAGAUUGACAUUAUUUUCAGCCAAACCUGGUGUUUGGGUCUUUAAGUAAAUUCAUAAAAAUUCCUUCCCUUUUCUCUUACCAUCUGGUUUUCAAAUUUGAUCUGUAGCCUCUGCUUCUUAUAUCCAUUUGUCUGUAUCUCUUGCCACUCUGUUGCUGAGGUAGAAAUUGGUUGUGUUUACAUUCCUUUUUUUUUUUUUUAACCGUCUAAGCCCAUGUAAUGUAAACCAGAAAACUCUUCUUAAGGGUUUUUAUGGGGUUUGUUUGUUUUUUGGUUGUUUGUUUUGUCUAAUGAAAAAAAGAAUAGUAAGAUCACAUGGAGAGGUUUACAUAGCUCUUGAUUAUUCCUGAGAAUUAUGUGUUUAAAACCACAGUGACAGAUAGGUCUCAUUUUAUUUUGUUAUUUUUUGUUUUAAUUUCUUUUCAAAUAUAACAUCAUAAGAGCUAACUAGCAUGCAUUUCAUUAUUUUUCCCAUCAUUUAAAAAAAUGAUUUUUGCAUUGUUAAAUUUCUAAUGCUACUAUAAUUUUUAACCCGACAGAGAGUAAGUCGGUCAGGAACUUUUUUUGUUUUAAAGAUUUUAUUUAUUUAUUUGACAGAGAGAGAGAUCACAAGUAGGCAGAGAGAUAGGCAAAGAGAGGGAGGCAGGCUCCCCACUGAGCAGAGAGCCCAAUGAGGGGCUUGAUCCCAGGACCCUGAGAUCAUGACCUGAGCUGAAGGCAGAGGCUUUAACCCACUGAGCCACCCAGGCACCCCAGUCAGUAAUAUUUUUAAAAGUAAUAAAGACUAAGUUGUACUUCAAUUUAUUUUUAGGAUACACCAUGAAAAGAUGCAGGGUUUCAAUAAUCUGGAAAUCGAUAUUUAUAAUUUUUAUUCAGAUAAUAUCAAAUCAACUCUAUUUGAAAACUCUCCCGAACAUAAAUAUGUAUAAUAUAUAUAUACCAUAUAUAUAUAUAUAUAUAUACCAUUACAUUAUACCCUUACCAUUGUGGAUAUUCAAAUGUUUAUAUACAUAUUAUGAGUUUAUUAUAACACAAAAAGUAAAAGUGGCCAAUACUGUUUAAGACAACAAAUAUACUAUUUUCAAAUGUACUACUUUUUGGGUAACAUGGAGUCUCAAGUAUUUAAUUAUGAAUUAAACGGAUUUAGUAAAGACUUCCAAAGCUAAAACAAUUUGAUUAAAAAAAUGGACUGAUUCUCCUUAUGCAAUUACAAAUAUUUCAGUAAAUGUUUUUUGACUCACUUUUAAAAAUGUUAGAUUAUUUUCCUCAGAUUUUUCUUUGGUCAGUUGAGGAAAAUUGGACUAUUAUAAAUGUUUAGGUCGGCUGGAAAUAGACCUUGUUCUUGUCUUUCUUCGAGAGAUUAAAUAAAGAUUUGUCUUAGAAAAGAUGGCGGACUCCAGUACCCAACAUAAAUGUUAGGUGUGUGCACCCACAAUAUACAUGUGUGCUUAUACUGUAUUCUUUCCCAUCUCUGCUGGGACAAAAGUAGGAUAGAUUAUUAGGUUACAUUAGCAAUGCAUAGCAGUUUCUCUAACACUAAAAUAGGUAUGUCGAAACAAAUUUCUGUAUUAUUUUAUGUGUCUGGUGAAAAUGUUUCCCCAGUGCUAUUUGGUAUAUUAACAGACAGUUAACCCAAGUAUAAUUACUUAACUCAACAUAAUUUUUAUGAACCGUAAUCAGUCUUCAGGAAACUCAUUAUUUUACCUCUAUUUGUAGAUGAAUGUAAUACCAACCAAGAAAGAGGGCAUCUUUGACCUAUAGAAGAUUUCUUAUAAUUGAGGUAUAGGUUAUGAGAAUAUAGAAUACUGAAGGCCUGAGUAGCAGGAAAUGAAAGAUAGCAUGUGACUGGAAGUAAUGAUAUUUCAAUGUAACUUAUUAUGCCGCAUGAUCAGAGAAGUAUUAAAAAUUAAUUGUCUGUAGUACGUAAGUGGAUAUCCCAAGUAACUAAUGGAAUGUGGCUUCAGUGCCCCUCACUUAGACAUGUCCCUUCCUAAUGUUGUAUUUGGAAAUUUAUAUGAAUUUUUUUGAAGAAGAUCAGAAUUGUAUACAUUUCUGGCCCUACAAAAUCUGCAUCUGUCCCUGUGAGUAUAGUAAAAUAACUUCCAUUACUUUUUCUAGUAGAAAUAAACACAGGCCAUUUAUAGAAUAUAUCUUUAAAUAAUAAAGUUUUGAGUUAAUUGAAGUAUCUAUGUAUAAUUUUACAUGGCUCUCAUGUAUUUUUAUAUUUUGCGAUAUAUAAGGAGAGUGUUCACUUUUGAUGUAUUUUAUGAUUCAGUUCUGAGUGACAGAAAAGCAACAAAUAGGGUUUUAAUUGUAAUUAUUUUUCUUAGGAAAGAAAUAUAGUGAGAUUUGGAAUUUGAAUGCAGAUGAGUAAAAGAUUGAUUUUACUUAAA
Messenger RNA from Mustela lutreola (European mink), 5875 nucleotides. It is a transcript of the gene SLC7A11, whose product is annotated as solute carrier family 7 member 11. Gene Ontology annotation, molecular function: L-amino acid transmembrane transporter activity. The record is from RefSeq and is a predicted model, not a curated record. Gene Ontology annotation, cellular component: membrane. NCBI's taxonomy places the organism in Eukaryota, Metazoa, Chordata, Mammalia, Carnivora, Mustelidae. The transcript has 12 exons. Gene Ontology annotation, biological process: amino acid transmembrane transport. The coding region runs from base 357 to 1868 and encodes 503 amino acids.